AUGAAUAAGAUUCGCGAAGAGCUUGCACAAGGAGUCUCAGAAGAUUUUGUAACAGAGGAAAAUCUAGCCAACCUUCCUUACUUGUAUGCAUGCGUCAAGGAAACUUUGAGAUUACACCCUCCAGCGCCGCUUCUGCUUCCACACAGAGCGAUCGAAGAUUGUGAGGUGAUGAAAUACACCAUUCCUAAGGACUCUCAGGUUUUCGUGAACGUAUGGGCAAUUGCAAGAGACCCUACCAUUUGGGAAAAGCCUUUGAGUUUUAAACCAGAGAGGUUCCUGAAUUCUAGUUUGGAUUACAAAGGCUAUGAUUUUCAGUACCUGCCGUUUGGUAGUGGAAGGAAAAUUUGUGCAGGAAUGCCGAUGGCUAUAAGGCAGGUUCAGUUGGGUUUGGCAUCUUUAAUUCAUCACUUCGAGUGGUCUCUUCCAGAUACAAUGAAACCUCAGAAGCUAGACAUGAAUGAAAAAUUCGGAGUGACAUUGUUAAAGCUGCAACCUCUUGUUGUAAUAUCGAAAGCAAGGAAAUGA
This is a messenger RNA of Pistacia vera, 525 nucleotides long. RefSeq names its product probable (S)-N-methylcoclaurine 3'-hydroxylase isozyme 2. Bases 1 to 525 code for a protein of 174 amino acids. The transcript has a single exon. The record is from RefSeq and is a predicted model, not a curated record. Gene Ontology annotation, molecular function: oxidoreductase activity, acting on paired donors, with incorporation or reduction of molecular oxygen; monooxygenase activity; heme binding. NCBI's taxonomy places the organism in Eukaryota, Viridiplantae, Streptophyta, Magnoliopsida, Sapindales, Anacardiaceae.